This is a messenger RNA of Myotis myotis, 7005 nucleotides long. RefSeq names its product metaxin 3 (gene MTX3). The transcript is spliced from 9 exons. The record is from RefSeq and is a predicted model, not a curated record. Gene Ontology annotation, cellular component: SAM complex. NCBI's taxonomy places the organism in Eukaryota, Metazoa, Chordata, Mammalia, Chiroptera, Vespertilionidae. Bases 40 to 978 code for a protein of 312 amino acids. Gene Ontology annotation, biological process: mitochondrion organization.
AGAAGUACUUCCGGGAUAGCAGAGGUUGGCCCCGGCAAGAUGGCGGCCCCCUUGGAGCUCAGUUGCUGGGGAGGGGGCUGGGGGCUCCCGUCGGUCCACAGCGAGUCCUUGGUGGUCAUGGCUUACGCCAAAUUUUCUGGCGCACCCUUGAAAGUCAGUGUCAUAGAUAACACCUGGAGAGGUUCAAGAGGAGAUGUACCAAUUUUGACCACUGAAGACAAGAUUGUUUCUCAACCAGCAAAAAUACUGAACUUUUUAAGAAAACAGAAAUAUAAUGCUGAUUAUGAACUCUCUGCAAGACAAGGGGCAGAUACCCUGGCUUACAUUGCUCUCCUUGAAGAGAAGCUUCUUCCUGCAGUGCUUCACACAUUCUGGGUUGAAAGUGACAAUUACUUUACUGUGACAAAGCCAUGGUUUGCUUCACGAAUUCCCUUUCCCUUGAGUUUGAUCCUUCCUGGAAGAAUGUCUAAGGGAGCACUGACUAGGAUUCUCCUGACCAGAGGAGAGCCUCCCCUCUACCACCUCCGAGAAGUGGAAGCACAGAUAUACAGAGAUGCCAAGGAGUGCCUAAAUCUUCUGUCAAACAGAUUGGGAACAUCUCAGUUUUUCUUUGGAGAUACGCCUUCUACCUUGGAUGCCUAUGUGUUUGGUUUUCUCGCACCUCUUUAUAAAGUACGCUUCCCUAAAGUUCAGUUACAAGAACAUUUGAAACAGCUCUCCAACCUGUGUCGCUUUUGUGAUGACAUCCUCAACACUUAUUUUAGGCUUAGUCUUGGAGGCAUCUCUCCUGCUGGACAAGAAAUGGUAGAUGCAAAUCUGCAGAAACUCACACAGCUUGUAAAUAAGGAAUCCAACUUGAUUGAAAAGAUGGAUGACAAUCUUCGCCAAAGCCCUCAACUUCCUCCUCGGAAAUUGCCAACACUUAAAUUGACUCCAGCAGCAGAAGAAAGCGAUUCCUUACAGCGGCUAUCACCCUGACAGACAGCAUGCUUUGUGUCAAAGUCAUAUGAUCAUUGCAGUAAUCUCUUAUACUAAUUGUGUGAAAACAAAAAGAAAAUGCUGCUAAUAGGUAUGAGGAAGACUCUAAAGCAAGAGAAACUUUCUGUGACAUCUAUUUUUUUAAAUUAGGAAGCUUGUCUUUUAGCUGGCAAUGCACUUUAAAUACCACCAAAAUAAAUACUAAAUGAACUUGGGGGGGGGGGGGGAGAAAACAUAAUGUACUGUAUAUAUUUAAAAAACAACAACCAGUCUUAAUCUUGGCAGAUUUUUGCCUUUUGCAAAGAAAAAUUACUUAUAAGAGAAUCUUAUUUUAGUGGCUGAGGUGCUUCUGUUGUGCUAAAACAUGGUUCACAUGUUGCUGACCAAAAGCUACAAUUCUGUUCUGAAUGUGCACUCUUAAUUUAUUCAAGCUAAUUUAUUAAUUUUAGUUUUCUUAAAGCAGUAUAAAUAACUAAUAUGUGGUCCUAUGGCUGAGGCCUUUUACUUCUUUUUAGAAAUUAGAUGCCUAAUUUUAGACAUUAGGAAAAAUAUACUAUCCUAAUAUUCUAUUUACUUCCAUAGAAAAGCCUGUAUUUAAUUGUAAAAAGCAAUGAGGAAUGUGCUUUUUAAUUAUGCUCUCAUAAGACUAAUCAUUUGGGGGGGGUUAGUACCAUAUGUAAAUAUUAAAAGUGGUUAUAUAAAUAUAAAUCUGACCAUAUGCACUUCAGUAUUACUUUAGUAUUUGUUGACAUGUAUAUGCACUUUAGUAUUUGUUGACAUAUUCAAUCUAGGUUAGUAAGGGCUCUUUUAGUUUAUUGGGUGAAUGUGGCAACUUUAGACCUUUGUAUUUCAGUAUAUCUUUAACUCUGGUCAUCUCUUUCUGGAAGCGAUUUCAGGAGAACUGAAUGUGUUGCUCAUCGUUAUUAUGCCAGGCUGUAAAGUUUUAUUGAAACUUGUCCCUUUCUUAGACACUACUGAAAAGGAACCCCACUAGAGUAAUAGAAGUACCUACUGUGUGCCAGUCCAAGUUCAUCAUGCUUGGCUCACACCAGUGCUCUUUCAUAAUAAGCAUAUCAUGUAAUUAAAAGUUUCAUGACAACUAAUUAUUUUUUAUGUAGUUUAACUAUAGUUAAAGCAUCCAGUGGAAUAAUUGGGAAUAGCAGUACAUUUUAAAGCAUAUUUUCUAUUUAUUGGAUGCUGACCUGUUAAAGGAUUUGCUGUGCAAGUAAUUUUACUUAUGAUAGAAUAUUACUUUAGUGGCUAAGGUGCUUCUGUUGUCCUAAAACCACUUCUGGGAUUUUUAAAAUAUAGGACCCUGUGUUUGAUUAGUGUCUUAAAAGAUCACUAUGGUGCUCAGCAAACCUUAUCACGUCCUGCAGAAACCCACAGGCUAAGAAAACAGCUUUGCAGUCAAGACUUGUCUCAUGUGAGCUCAGCUGUGUUUGACCUGCAUCCUCUCUCUCAAUUUGUUCUGUAUUUCAGUAACUAUUUAUGUAGGAGUCUUUAAGUCCUUGUAAAUAUUUCUUUUUAAAAGUGAGAAACAAGGUGGUCUUCAAUAUCUUGUUCAUCUGUUUGGAUGCAUUUAGGGAAAGUAACUAAUGAAUUUCAUGUAAGUUUUGCAACAGGUGGGAGAGAGUGAGUGUGUACACAUUAUGCAUUAAUCUUCUUUAGUUUCCAGCAAUCCGAAAUCCAUAUGAAUAUUUCUACAUUAGAAAUCAUGACCAGAGGGCUUUGUGUUGUCUUCUAGGACUGAUGUAUGUUGGAGGAGGUGGGUUAGCACAUUGACUAGACAUCUGUUUAUGCUUUAGUCAGGGUUCGUCAUUUUCAUUAUGAUUUGUAUUAAAACUUCCAAAACGCAUUUGAAGUGGCUUACAAUUGUCAAACACAUGUAAAACAGGCAAUAAAAAUAAAAAUUUUAAAAAAUAAAAAAUUUGUGGGAGAAAGAGCUAUCCCAACACUAACAGAUUAUAAAAUUGAAUGAUAAAUUUAAUUCCAAAUUUCUCUAUAGGCAAAGUAAAGAGAUAAUACUGGGCUAUGUAAGUUUUUAUGUCAGUAAAACCACUAAUGGCCAUGAAUAACAAAAAUGUAUUUAAGUUUUUAUAAGAAUGUGGGAGCUCAUGUUCUUACAACAUAGACUUCAGCCAAUAAGCAUACUGUAAGAUUUCAUGUGUUGAAAGUUUAAUCAAAAGACAUCAUCUAUAUAUAUAAAUGCCUAAGCGACCGUUAACAACUGGUCGACUGAUCGCUAUGACGCGCGCUCCCUCAGCCAACCUCCCGCGGGCCCUUCCCUGGCCAGCUGGCCGGCCAGCCCUGAUCAGCCCCGAUUGCCAGCCAGUGCCGAGGGACCCCACCCGUGCACGAAUUCGUGCACUGGGCCUCUAGUUUUAGAAUAACAAGUAUUUGUCCUUUAUUAGUAAAGAUGACUAAAUAUGAUUUAUUUCCUUUUGGUCAUUCCUGCUCUGAACUGCCUUUAGCCUUACACUACAUAGGCCAUGAUGCUUCCAGACUACUUCUAAGAUGCAAAAUGUAGUUUAGAUAGGUGAAAAUUUAUAUGUUGGUUUACUUAGUUAAGCUCUUUUGGUAUAAAUCACUGAGAUACUAGGAAGCUAUCAGUGAGCACAAACCACCGCAGAGAUGCUGCAUACCUAGAAACAGCUUUCCAGACUGGACAGAGAGCUUGUGAUCAGCCUGUCAGGAUAUGCUUUGUAUAAAGUUCGAGUUUAUUGAGCUAAAUGGUCCACAGUCUUAAACAAAUUGCUGUGACUUACUUUCUUUUGGAGGUGAUGGUGGAGGAGAAUAUAAAAGAGACUAUUUUCGUGUUUAUAUUUGUGGUAUAGUAUUAGAAAAUUGUCAGGCAAUUCCCACCUGAGAAAGAUCCCACAUCAACUGUCAUUUAUGAUUUGUAUUAAAAAGGCAUAAAAAAGACAAAUGUUUUUAUCUUUUUCUUCCUUUGGUACCUAGGUUUACUCUUGAGGAUAAAAUAUUUUGAAAAUAGUUCUGUGUCUCCAGGUGGUAGUCCUUCGCUUUGCAUGUGUUACCUCUCUAACCGCCCAGAGUUAGGAGAUGAACGGGGGGUUCACACUCUAAUGAAGAAGGUGCAGCAUGCCUCUGUGCUUUUUGUUUAGGCCAGUUGUCGGCAAACUGAAGUUCACGAGCCACAUGAGGCUCUUUGGCCCCUUGAGUGUGGCUCUUCCACAAAAUACCGACUUCUGCGCAUGGGCCAUGAAGUUUCAAUCGCAUUGUACGUGUGCGCCCGCACGUGGUAUUUUGUGGAAGAGCCACACUCAAGGGGCCAAAGAGCCGCAUGUGGCUCGUGAGCCGCAGUUUACCGACCACUGGCUUAGGCUCACAGGGAUUUAGUAAUUGACUUUGUCUUGGUUUUCUUAUUUAUUAAUUGAAAUCCUGAGCACAGCCACAGAGUAUAAUUUGGGUUGUGAGGAUGGACUUUUUGUAUAUGUUGUUGGUGUUAGGAAUUAUAUCUUUUGCCUUUGUUUUUGUUCAGUUCUGUGGAAUUUACAUUUCAAUGUUUUCAUAUUUUUAUAAGGGUUUGCAAAAUAAUUUAGCCCAAACUCUUGUUGGGAUGUAGUUGGGAUGCAGAUUACCUGCCCUAGACUUAAAACUAUUGUGACUGAGGUGGAGAGGUAAUCUCAGAAUCAAAAAUAGACAGCAGCUAUUUGUUCCAGAUGAAGGGGCCAAUGAUGAGAAUUAACAUUCUUGAACAAUGAUAUAAGAAAGGGUAACUUUGACGUGGACAUUUUUAAAUAGAGAGGGGAAAGGGUUUUUUGUUUUGAUAGAAAAGUAUUCAGAGCAAAACAAAGUAGUUUCUUUAUACAGAAAAAUAAGUCGUUUUGUAUCUUCAUUAUUGAUUGGAAAUUAUACUGUAAGUUUUUUAAAGACAUGUUUUAGUUUCUUGGAGAAGUAGUUCCUAAAGGUGUAUUUUGGCAGCAUAUAUCGUUAUUAUAUGAAUAAAGUCAAAUAAAUUUGGGAAGUGUCGGGUUAGACCAGCCGUGGGCAAACUACAGCCCGUGGGCCGGAUCCGGCCCGUUUGAAAUGAAUAAAACUAUUGAAAAAAAAAGAUCGUACCCUUUUAUGUAAUGAUGUUUACUUUGAAUUUAUAUUAGUUCACACAAACACUCCAUCCAUGCUUUUGUUCCGGCCCUCCGGUCCAGUUUAAGAACCCAUUGUGGCCCUCGAGUUAAAAAGUUUGCCCACCCCUGGGUUAGACAAAGUUAAGUUACUGCAGGCCUUUCAGAACCUUUGGUAGGCUAUUGUGUGGUUUCAAUCUCCAAGAAGUACCUGUAUCUUAUUUUUGUGUGGAUUUCCUUAAAUAGGUAUUUUGUGAGAUUUGUGUUCUGAGAAAUACACUUAGGGAAAUGCUGCCCUAGAGUGUUUUGGGUGUUUGUAUUCACUGCGAAGGUUUCCCAUUGGUGUCCCUCUGGUGAAUGGUGGUACAUGGGAAGAGACAGGUCAAGACCCCCUUGGACCGUAAAUUGAGAGAUGGGUGGCUGCAGGUGUGCUGGUUGGUUAGGUAGGCACAUGGUAGACCCAUGGCCAGUCGAGCGCCACCUUCCCUAGAAUCCCAGUCGGCUUGUGAACUGGUGGUUUCAGAAAACUAACCAGUUCAUAGGCAUCUAGGAGACAGAGGGAAUCAACUUGGAAUUCCAGAACAAUCGUCCAAACCGUUUUUAUAGCACUGAAGUCACAUACAAGCUGGUUAUUUUAUAUAUAUAUAAUACGUAUAUUUAUAUACGUAUAUAUAUAUAUAUAAAUAUGUACACACAUAAGUAUGUAUACACAUGCACAUACUAGUAUAUAAGUAUGUGUAUACACACAUGCACGCGGGCACGCGCGCGUACACACACACACACACACACACACACACACACACACACAGUGUCCUAGAAAGUUUAGUUGCUUUAAGAACAAAGCAAAGGAAGGUUAAUGUUUUCAAGUUCUGAUAGACAUUCCUGAAGACAGUCUAAACAUGAAUUGUAUAUUUUUUGGCAUGAGGGUUUAUAGUUCUUAUUAAAUUCUCAGCAGUUUCUAUAUCCCCCAAAUUUUAAACCUCACUAGCCUCCACAUUGCAGAGGACUAAGUAUGUUUAAUUUCAUUUCCAGUAUAAAACCAGGUUACUCAUCAGGUACAAGGAUGCUUUUGUCUGUCUUCUGUAGUGUGUACAGUUGCAGAUUCGGAACACCUGCAAUGCUUUGGAGUGCAUUUGAUGGAAAGCUUGCCUUUGGGUUUUGAGUUGUGUAAUGGGGAACAUCUAGCCAUGUGAAAAGCAGUUGAACCUUUGUUCUGAUUCUUCAGUUUUCCUCAUGCAAAGUCAGAGAAAUGCCUUUUAAUCAUUGAGUUUAUAUAUCCCAGAUCCUUGGAGAUCAAGGAAAAUGACGUGCCAGAAUUUGCAUCAGUGCUUAGCGAGUCCUGAACUACAGAGAAGGUAGUGCUGGCCUUUCAUUCUUUGCACUGUUGGCUCCUUUUGCAUUGCUGGCGUCUUUAUUUCUUGGCAAAGGAAAGGUGUACUCAAGCUUUUAUGUUAAUUACAUAAAGAUGAGUUUUAUUUCUCUUUUGAUUUUAUAUCUUAUUUUGUAAAAUAGGAAAUAAUGUCUUUCCAUUUUUCUGUUUGUCUUGAAGUGGAAAUUUGAGGUGUUUGGAUGUAACUUUAGCUUUCUGGAAGAAGGACAGCAGAGAAGAUGAGUAAGAAAUAUAUGUGUGUACAUAAUUAUUGGCUUUGAUCCACCAAGCUUAUCUUUGAAUGGUAAACAUUUUAAAUAUCAGUUCCAGUAAAAAUACUAUGGUUUUGUUACAAACAAUCUUAAAAUAAGCAAUUUUGGUCAUAAUUUCAAUAUUCUAGCUUUGUCUAGUGUGAGUAUGUUUUACUCAGAGACAAUAUAUAAAUGCCCAGAAUUGGUGAUGAAGAUAAUGUUGUAAAGAAUUUAUUCUGAUAAAUGAGAAACUGGAUAUAAUGUCAAAAUAGCUGUUUUCACAAUAAAAUCUCAAAUUGCCUGGAUGUUUAUUAAAUCCUGA